This is a messenger RNA of Benincasa hispida (wax gourd), 2276 nucleotides long. RefSeq names its product Ankyrin repeat family protein. NCBI's taxonomy places the organism in Eukaryota, Viridiplantae, Streptophyta, Magnoliopsida, Cucurbitales, Cucurbitaceae. The record is from RefSeq and is a predicted model, not a curated record. Gene Ontology annotation, molecular function: protein binding. Gene Ontology annotation, cellular component: plasma membrane.
AGAGCGAGAAGAGAACGACACGGUUUAAUAAUUUCAAUGAACCAAAUCAGCAGCUCACAUGGAGACUUGCUUUAUCUUUUCCACCAUAAUCCAAUAUUAUAAUCUCAUCAAUUUUCCAAGCGAUGAAGACGAAAUUCCCAAGAAACAAACAAAAACAUUCUCCCCUUUCACUUUCAUCUGUACUACUUUACUGUACAUAAUGGGUCGCUGUAGUCAUGAUCAUAAAUUAUCACUUCCCCUUCAAAUUGGGAUUUCUUCUCUCUUCCAAUCCACUCGCUCAAACCCAAUUUAGUUUUCGAGUUCUUGGCGGGUUUUUUUUUUCUAAAGAUUGAAAUUCAGGAGGGUUUCAAUGAUGGAAUCAAAGGCUCUGCGAUUCAUUACCCAUCAAUCGUUCUUCUCUGUUGUCCGAUCUGGGGACCUUGAGGCUGUCAAACAGGUUUUGGAUAAGCUGGCUGGUGAUGAACAGCCUGAGAGUUCUUCGAUUACCGAUCUGAUGGCGAUGCAGAACGAUGCUGGGGAGACGGCUUUGUAUGUGGCUGCUGACAAUAAUCUUGAGGAUGUUUUUAGCUAUUUGCUUCAAUUUUCCACUGUCCAGAUCUUGAAGAUUAGGUCUAAAUCUGAUUUGCACCCUUUUCAUGUUGCUGCUAAGCGUGGCCAUCUAGGUAUUGUAAAGGAGCUUUUGGGCAUUUGGCCGGAGCUUUGCAGGUCAUGUGACUCUUCAAACACAAGCCCCCUCUAUUCAGCUGCUGUACAAGACCAUUUGGAAGUAGUUAAUGCUAUCUUAGAUGCUGAUGUUAGUACAAUGAGAAUUGUAAGAAAGAAUGGAAAGACAGCUCUGCAUAAUGUAGCUAGGUAUGGCCUCUUACGAAUCGUUAAAACACUUAUUGAUCAUGAUCCUGGAAUAGUUGCGAUUAAAGACAAAAAGUCCCAGACUGCACUUCACAUGGCUGUGAAAGGUCAGAGCACUGCAGCGGUCGAGGAGCUAUUGCAGAUCGAUGCAUCUAUACUGAAUGAAAGAGACAAGAUGGGAAAUACUGCUUUGCAUAUAGCAACUAGAAAGUGUCGAUCUGAGAUUGUAAGCCUUUUGCUGAGCUUUACAUCGCUUGAUGUCAAUGCAAUCAAUAGUCAACGCGAAACUGCUAUGGACUUGGCUGACAAACUGCAAUACAGUGAAUCUUCACUGGAGAUUAAAGAAGCGUUAGCUGAAGCUGGUGCCAAAUAUGCAAGGCAUGUUGGCCAAGUUGAUGAAGCAAUGGAGCUCAAACGAACAGUCAGUGAUAUAAAGCAUGAGGUUCACUCGCAACUUAUCCAAAAUGAAAAAACGCGUCGGAGAGUUUCUGGCAUUGUCAAAGAACUGAAGAAGCUCCACAGAGAGGCUGUUCAGAAUACUACAAAUUCCAUCACGGUCGUGGCUGUUCUUUUUGCAUCCAUUGCGUUCUUGGCCAUCUUCAAUUUGCCGGGUCAGUACAUACAAAAUGGAAAAGACAUUGGAAAGGCAAAUAUAGCUGAUCACAUGGGUUUCCAAGUAUUCUGCCUUUUAAACACUACAUCUCUGUUUAUAUCUUUAGCUGUUGUGGUGGUUCAAAUUACUUUGGUAGCAUGGGACACGACAGCUCAAAAACAGGUCGUAUCAGUUGUAAACAAGCUAAUGUGGGCUGCCUGCGCUUGCACCUCUGGGGCUUUCAUAUCAAUAGCUUAUGUUGUCGUAGGUCACGAGACAUGGAUGGCUCUUGCCAUUACCCUUGUCGGAGUUCCGAUUCUUGUUGCAACUCUUGCAAGCAUGUGCUACUUGGUUUUUCGGCAACAUUUUGGUAUCUUUAGCAGUGACUCUCAAAGACGAAUCAGGCGGGCAAGUGGAAGUAAGUCUUUCUCGUGGCCUCACUCGGUUAACAUUUCUGAUGACGAAGAUUACAACUCCGACCUUGAGAAGAUUUAUGCCCUAUAGAUAACCUUUCAGCAGUUUCGAGCUUGAAAUGAUGGUUUUCUUGCACAUAAGUAUAUAGAUAUGUUGUAAUGUAGAUCUGGAGGGCUACCUCGUCAUGUUCCGUAGGACUCGAUGCAAGUUCAAGUACAAUAACGGAGGUCAAAUUUUCCACGGUUUCUAGUGGGAAGAGUAAAUAUGAGUGUAUAUGCUGUAUAUUUAUUAGAAAAGCUGCAGAAGUUUGAACACUUGGUUCAGUGAAGUCUCUUUAACUGUGUAUUUUCCGUCUCUUUCUUCUUUAAAUCUGAUACUAAAACAUCAAUUCACCCAUUUAUAAAACAAUGUUGUUCUGAAA